CCCUUGCUCGAUUUAAUUGCUAGGGUUUCAAAUCAGUUCUUCUGUCUUCCCCCGAAACCAGUUUGAGGUUAAUGGGGAAGAAGAAAGAGAAAAAACCAGAGGCUUCCUCCUCCGUUGGCCCUAACGACGAUGAUUCAGCUCAACCCGACGUUUUCAAUACCCUAUUCGGGGACGUCGCCGGGCAGAGCUCCUUCAGCUCAAUCUUCUCCGACAACAACCCCUUCAAGAGAAAGCACAGCGAAUUGAAGCGAGGUUUCGGGACUUCUGACAGGCCCGCAGAGAGUCCUGAAAAUGGCGAUUCAGCUAAGGUCGAAGUGAAGAAGAGAAAGGCGAGCAGAGAUUCGAUCGAUGAAGCAACCAAGGACCCAUUGGAGUUGGCGAAAUCGAAGAAAGAGAAGCAGAAAGACGCUAGCUCUGCGGCUUCUGUAUCAAAGAGUGUAUUGAAGAAGCUCAAGGAAAGAGACGCUCAGGCGGACUCCGAUUCAAAUGCUUCAUUGGAGGUUCCAAGAGCGAAAGCCUCAGAACCAGGGCUUGCGUCUGAUGCGGUGGUCAGUAACGACAAGCAGGAGGCUCGUGAUGUUGGCGUUGAUGGCGAGAAAUCGAAUGAGGAGGAUAGGGAGAAGAGGAAAAAGAGGAAAAGAGAUGAGCUUGAGAAGGCUUAUGAGAUUAUGAAGUAUGGGCCAUCGGGAAAAGAAGCUGACAAUGGAGAGGGAGAGAAAGUCGUUGGGAAGAAGAGGAAAAAGGCGGACAAUCCUGCGGAUAUGCUGGUCGCAAAGGAGGAGGGAUUUGACGAUGAGAAUAAGCUGUUGAGGACUGUCUUUGUUGGGAAUUUGCCAUUGAAGAUGAAGAAGAAGGCGCUGCUGAAGGAAUUCAGCAAGUUCGGGGAGGUUGAAUCUGUGAGGAUUCGAUCUGUUCCAAUCUUGGAUACCAAAGUGCCGAGGAAGGGUGCUGUUAUAACGAAGAAAAUUAAUGAUGCUGUAGACAGCAUUCAUGCCUAUGUAGUGUUCAAGUCGGAAGAAUCAGCAAAAGCAUCUUUGGCGCACAACAUGGCAGUGGUUGGGGGAAACCACAUUCGUGUAGACAGAGCUUGUCCUCCUCGCAAGAAACUGAAAGGAGAAGAUACUCCUGUGUAUGAUAAUAAGAGGACUGUUUUCGUGGGUAACCUCCCAUUUGACGUGAAGGAUGAGGAAGUCUAUCAGUUGUUUGCAUGCAUUAACAAUCUGGAAUCUAGCAUCGAAGCUGUGCGAGUGGUCAGAGAUCCUCAUACGAGCUUGGGGAAGGGUAUUGCCUAUGUCUUGUUUAAAACAAGGGAAGCGGCAAAUCUGGUUGUUAAAAAACGGAGCUUGAAACUUCGGGAUCGGCAAUUGAGACUCUUCCAUGCAAGGCCUGAUUCUACGCCAUCUAAGAGAAGCAAUCCAUCACCUGCAGAGGGAGCCAAUUCCCCCUCGAAGAAGAUGGCUCUGGACUCGAAUACCCCAAACAAACCAAAGAAGCCAAGUAAAGCUGAUCUAUCGUACGAGGGAUUGCAUGGGAAGAAAGCAUCAUCUGCUUUGAAGAAACCAUGGAAGAAAAGCAUUGGAGUAGUUAAGUCGGGGAAAGGAAGCGCAAAGAGAGGAUCCGCGGGGAAAGAACGGACGAGCAAAAGACCAGCGGUCGCUGCCCGGAAGGCAAAGGCGAACGCAAUGAAUGAAAUCGGCUCUCCUCUGAAUCGAACCGAUAAGAAAAGGAAAUUGGAGAGCAGGACACCGGAUAGCUUUCAGCAGAAGAGGAAAGUGAAGAAAUUCAAGUAAUGUUUAUCAAAGUGAUGGAUAGUCAUCAUAUGAAAAUGCGUUUCUGAUGGAAUAGGACUUAUACAAAGGAAUUCCAUUCCAGGGAGCGAUUAAAUUAAUGAUGCACCUGUAUUUGUUUAAAAAUGUUUUUCAUAAGUGGCCUUGCUAUGGGCAAUGACUGCGAGGAGGAUACAUGUCCACAACCUCGUCGACUACUUAUGACAUACAGGCACAUCGACAUACUCUUUGGGGUCA
This is a messenger RNA of Punica granatum (pomegranate), 2024 nucleotides long. The record is from RefSeq and is a predicted model, not a curated record. Lineage: Eukaryota; Viridiplantae; Streptophyta; Magnoliopsida; Myrtales; Lythraceae.